Molecule: messenger RNA, 630 nt
Organism: Fusarium oxysporum Fo47
Lineage: Eukaryota; Fungi; Ascomycota; Sordariomycetes; Hypocreales; Nectriaceae
Product: lysozyme-like domain-containing protein
Exons: 4
Coding region: 1-630 (209 amino acids)
Molecular function (GO): lysozyme activity
Source: RefSeq, a predicted model, not a curated record
AUGAGAAUCCACAUCUUCACCGUUCAUUUUCUGGCAGUCGCAUCUAGUACCGCCUUUCUCAUCACAGACAAAGGUGUCAGAUGUCGCAGCGGUCCAACGACAAGCCACGCUAUCCAGAGACAAUUCACCAAAGGUACCGAUGUAACCAUCACUUGCCAGAUAGAGGGCACCAACAUUGAAGGCAACGCCCUCUGGGACAAGACGACAUUCGGAUGCUACGUCUCCGACUACUACGUCGCCACUGGAUCGAGCGGAUAUGUGACUUUAAAGUUCCGUCAUAACGAUCCGAUUGGUAAUCCGACGGUUGGGUAUGGUCAUCUAUGUGAUGCGCCCCAGUGCAGUGAAGUCAAGUAUCCAGUCCCACUUUCUGUCGCGAAUGGAAAGAAACUGCUAGCAGACGACAUGAAGGAGUUCGAGGUCUGUAUCACGGCCAUGUUGAACAGCAAAGCAAGGCUCAACAGAAACCAGUAUGGCGCACUCAUCAAUCCCAAUACUGUGAUCUCGCAGGAAAUUCCUCAUUGGGUAUAUGCAAGUGGCCAAAGGCUUCCAGGUCUGGUUCGUCGGCGCAAUGCCGAGAUUGAGCUGGCGCAGAAGCCAACCCGUCGCAGAGCACUUCCAAAGAGGUGUUAA